Molecule: messenger RNA, 1956 nt
Organism: Mercurialis annua (annual mercury)
Lineage: Eukaryota; Viridiplantae; Streptophyta; Magnoliopsida; Malpighiales; Euphorbiaceae
Exons: 6
Coding region: 1-1956 (651 amino acids)
Source: RefSeq, a predicted model, not a curated record
AUGAUCUGUGUAAGAACCCCUAAAUACUCAGUCUCCAUCAAUGGAUCUUUGUAUGGUUAUUUUAAGGGUGGCAGGGGUUUGAGACAGGGAGAUCCCCUCUCCCCCACCUUGUUUGUGAUAGUCAUGGAUUACUUGUCAAGGCACUUAUCUGAGAUAGGAAGCAGGGUCCUUUUCAAGCAUCAUAGAGGGUGUAAGACUGUCAAACUUAACCAUCUUAGCUUUGCUGGUGAUCUUUUACUCUUCUGCCAUGGAGAUCUGGAUUCAGCUAAGUGUCUGAAGGAUGGUUUGAACCAUUUUCAGGAGGUGUCUGGCCUCUCUGUCAACAAAGACAAAAGCUCCAUAUUCUUUUGCAAUGUCCCUGAUGAUCAAAAAAGGAACAUUCUAGAUUAUAUGGAGUUUGGAGAAGGUUAUCUUCCAGUAAAGUACCUAGGAAUGGCUCUGAUUUCCAGAAGGCUUACUAAAGAAGAUUGUCAAGUAGUCAUUCUUAAAAUCACCAGCCGUAUAACUUCCUGGAAUAUGAAAUACUUGUCUUAUACAGGUAGCUCUUCUGGCAGGAAGUAUGGAGGUAUUGCUUGGGAAACAGUGUGCCAGAAAAAGAAGAGUGGUGGUUUAGGGAUCAAGAAGGUUGACCUUUGGAAUACUGCAGCAGUUAUGAAGCAGGUCUGGAUAAUGCUCACUAAUAAGUGCUCUCUCUGGCCUCACUGGGUUAUCCAAAAUAAGCUUAAAAAACUUAGCUAUUUGGGCAUCACAAAGCCUUAUAAAGCUUCUUGGAGCUGGAGAAACUUAGUCAAGUUGAGAAGUCUAGCUAAGGAUCUCUUUGAGUACAUAGUAGGGAAUGGAAGGGACACCUAUUUCUGGUUUGAUCCUUGGGUUCAUGGGAAAUCUGUUCUGGACACUUUUCCUGGUAUCAGUACGAAGGAUGCAGAUAUUCCCAAAGAUGCUAGAACUUCUGACCUCAUCAAGAAUGGGAACAGGAUAUUACCUGAUGCAGCAGAUGAGGUGACUUUACAUGUCUGUGAGUUUAUCAGAAACAUUUUUGCAACAAACAGACAGGGGAAUGACAAGGUAAUGGUUCUCAAGAAAGAGUUCUUUACUAUUAAAGCAGCCUGGAAUUUCCUCUUUCUAGAUUCUCAAAUGGUUUCUUGGUCCUCCUUAUUAUGGAAGGGACCUAGUAUCCCUCGUUAUAGUUCCAUCACUUGGAUUGCUAUUCAGAAAGGUCUGAACACAAGGGAUAAGCUUUUCAGGUGGGGGUCUGUUAACAGUCCUUGCUGUGUCUUAUGCAACAAUGAAGUUGAAACUGUUUCUCAUUUGUUUUUCUCCUCCAACUUCUCUGAUGUUGUCUGGAGAGGAGUUCUUAGAGGUUGUGGCAUUCUCAGAAGUCCAUUAAGAUGGAGUAGAGAGAUUAGCUGGUUUGCCAGGAAAUUUAAAGGGAGAAGUGUGAGUAAUAGGCUGUGCAGAUUGGCCUUUUGUGCAGCAGUGUACUUCAUCUGGAUGGAGAGGAAUAAUGCUAUCUUCAAAGGAUGCAGGCCGAAGGACAGUGAUGUUAUUAAGAAAGUUAGAUUUGCUGUUUGCUAUUGUUUAAACUGCCCUAGUGAUCGGAGUGAUUUAGAAGUUAUGCAGGAGCGAGUACAUUUGAGUAGUCUCGGUGUUAUUAGUUCAUGGGAGUAUGAAAAUUCUUUAGUUUCGUAUAUUCUGGUAAGGUUAUCUGUUUGGUGGUAUGACAUUAUUAUGCGUUUGCUUGAGGACAAGCAAAAGAGGUUGCCGGACAUUGGAAUGGGUCAAGGCAGAACCACGAAGCAAAAAGAGCGGAUUUCAGCUAAAAUACAAAGGGGAUUCGGAGGAUUCUCCCUCUUCGUCAUCUUGGUGUUUCUUUUUUGUUUGGGACUUUUGUUGUCUCUCUGUCCGCCUGCUUCGUGCGGAGAUUUCUUCUUCAACGGUGCUCCCAUGAUGAUUUAA